ACGUUCGUCUCGGGUUCGGCUCCGCUCGGAGACGUUCGGCUCCGCUCGGAGACGUUCGGGUCGCGUUCGGCUCCGCUCGGCUCGGCCCGAACCGGCAGCCCCUCCCCCUCCCGGUGCCCCCCAUGGCCCCUCCCCCCCCCCACCGCGCACAACGGCCCCGAAGGCAGCGCUGAGCAGAGAGGUCUCCGUCAGUCUCCUCUCCGUCAUCGUCACCUUCUGCGGGAUCGUCCUUUUGGGGGUGUCGCUCUUCGUCUCUUGGAAGCUCUGUUGGGUCCCAUGGAGGCACAAAGGGGGGAGCGUUCCGCCCUUCCCCUCCCGGAGGACAAAGCCGAGCAGAACCCCACCCUCUUGGGUCAAAUCCAACCGGAACUUUACGGCUCCGAAGACCUCGGAGGCGCUCGAGGAGGUCCUCUCCCCACCUCCUGCGGUCGCCUCAGUUUCUCCUUACGUUACUCCUACGCUUCGCAACAGUUGGUGGUCCGCGUCCUUCGCGCCAUCGAUCUUCCGGCCAAAGAUUCCAAUGGUUUUUCCGAUCCUUACGUGAAAAUCUACCUCUUACCCGACCGGAAGAAGAAAUUCCAGACGAAGGUCCACCGGAAGACGUUGAACCCCAUCUUUGAUGAGACCUUCAGUUUUGGGGUCCCUUUCGGUGAACUUCCGCUCCGACGCCUUCAGUUUUCCAUCUACGACUUCGAUCGCUUCUCCCGUCAUGACCUCAUCGGGAAUGUCAUCCUGGAGAACCUUCUGGAAGCGGCCGAGCGCGGUCCCGAUGUCCCCAUCUGGAGGGAUAUCCUGGAGGGAGGAGGGGAGAAGGCCGAUCUGGGAGAGGUGAACUUCUCGCUGUGUUAUCUGCCGACCGCCGGACGCCUGACGGUCACCGUCAUCCGCGCCUCCAACCUACGCGCCAUGGACCUCACCGGCUACUCGGACCCCUACGUGAAGGCGUCCCUCAUGGCCGACGGGCGGCGCCUGAAGAAGCGCAAAACCUCCAUCAAGAAGAACACUCUGAACCCGAGCUACAACGAAGCCCUCGUGUUCGACGUUCCGCACGAGAGCGUGAACCACGUCAGCAUCACCAUCGCCGUCGUCGACUACGACUGCAUUGGGCACAACGAGGUCAUCGGCCUUUGCCGCGUGGGCAGCGACGCCGACGGCCGCGGCCGCGAGCAUUGGGCGCAGAUGUUGGCCAACCCGCGCAAACCCAUCGAGCACUGGCACACCCUCGUCGAGGAGAAGGCGUUGGUGCCCAAAGGGGCGCGAGAGAAACCCACGGCUGUACUGGAACCACUGGGAGCGACCGACCAGUGAGGCUCUGCCCAGGCCGGGGGGGACCCCAACAUCGAAGCCAUAGGGGCCCCCCCCCCACUGUGAACCCCCAAUGAGGUUGGGGGGGCCCCCCCAAAAAGAGACCCCCCCAAAAAAUAGGGCCCCCCCAGAAAUAGGGACCCCCAAAAGUAGGGACCCCCCAAAAAAGGGACCCCCCCAAAAAAGG
This is a messenger RNA of Cuculus canorus (common cuckoo), 1492 nucleotides long. It is a transcript of the gene SYT3, whose product is annotated as synaptotagmin 3. The record is from RefSeq and is a predicted model, not a curated record. Gene Ontology annotation, biological process: regulation of calcium ion-dependent exocytosis; regulation of dopamine secretion; calcium-ion regulated exocytosis. The transcript is spliced from 9 exons. Lineage: Eukaryota; Metazoa; Chordata; Aves; Cuculiformes; Cuculidae. Gene Ontology annotation, molecular function: calcium ion binding; calcium-dependent phospholipid binding; SNARE binding. Gene Ontology annotation, cellular component: membrane. The coding region runs from base 277 to 1308 and encodes 343 amino acids.